Molecule: messenger RNA, 381 nt
Organism: Linum trigynum
Lineage: Eukaryota; Viridiplantae; Streptophyta; Magnoliopsida; Malpighiales; Linaceae
Source: the annotation of a GenBank genome assembly
AUGAAUCUGGGGAGAUGUUCAAUCACUCGCGCGGAGAUUUGGGGCGCCAUACGAGAUCUUCAGCUUGCUUGGGACCUCGGCUACAAAAGAGUGGAACUGCAACUGGAUUCCACUACGGCUGUUCGACUUCUCUCUGAGACUGCCUCGACGGACAACCAACACGCCAUCCUCGUGCUCUCUUUCCAUGAACUCCGGAAGCAGGAUUGGGAACUCAGAGUUACCCAUGUUUACAGGGAAGCUAACUUCCUUGCUGAGCAUUUGGAGCAUCUAGGCCAUUCUCUUAGUCCGGGUACCCACCAUGUAGAUCCUGAGGAUCCUUACAUUAGCCACUGGUUGUUGUAUGACUCUGUGGGCGGUUUUACCGUUCGUUCGAUUUCGUAA